AGCAGCACCGCUGAGCACCCCCGAGCAGCACCAACUCCGCAGCCGCGUGCAUCUGACUCGGUUUUCGACUCGUCCCCAGGAGCUCGAGAAGCUACGGCCAUGUCCGCGCCGAGGGAGCUGGCGAUCGGCAUCGACCUGGGCACCACGUACUCGUGCGUGGGCGUGUUCCAGCAGGGCCGGGUGGAGAUCCUGGCCAACGACCAGGGCAACCGCACCACGCCCAGCUACGUGGCCUUCACCGACACCGAGCGGCUGGUCGGCGACGCAGCCAAGAGCCAGGCUGCGCUGAACCCGCACAACACGGUGUUCGACGCCAAGCGGCUGAUUGGGCGCAAGUUCACGGACGCGACUGUGCAGUCGGACAUGAAGCACUGGCCCUUCCAGGUGGUGAGCGAGGGCGGCAAGCCCAAGGUGCGCGUGUCCUACCGCGGGGAGGACAAGACGUUCUACCCCGAGGAGCUAUCGUCCAUGGUGCUGAGCAAGAUGAAGGAGACCGCCGAGGCGUUCCUGGGCCGGCCUGUGAGGCACGCGGUGAUCACGGUGCCCGCCUACUUCAACGACUCGCAGCGCCAGGCUACCAAGGACGCAGGUGCCAUCGCAGGGCUCAACGUGCUAAGGAUCAUCAAUGAGCCCACGGCGGCCGCCAUCGCCUAUGGGCUGGACCGGCGGGGUGCCGGAGAGCGCAACGUGCUCAUUUUUGACCUGGGUGGGGGCACCUUCGACGUGUCGGUGCUCUCUAUCGACGCCGGUGUCUUUGAGGUGAAAGCCACAGCUGGAGACACCCACCUGGGUGGAGAGGACUUCGACAACCGGCUGGUGAGCCACUUCGUGGAGGAGUUUCGGCGGAAGCACGGGAAAGACGUGAGCGGGAACAAGAGGGCCCUGCGCAGGCUGCGCACGGCCUGUGAGCGCGCCAAGCGCACCCUAUCCUCCAGCACCCAAGCCACCCUGGAGAUCGAUUCCCUGUUCGAGGGCGUGGACUUCUACACGUCCAUCACUCGUGCCCGCUUUGAGGAACUGUGCUCAGACCUCUUCCGCAGCACCCUGGAGCCCGUGGAGAAGGCCCUGCGGGAUGCCAAGCUGGACAAGACCCAGAUCCAUGAUGUCGUCCUGGUUGGGGGCUCCACCCGCAUCCCUAAGGUGCAGAAGCUGCUGCAGGACUUCUUCAACGGCAGGGAGCUGAACAAGAGUAUCAACCCUGAUGAGGCUGUGGCCUAUGGGGCUGCUGUACAGGCCGCGGUGUUGAUGGGGGACAAGUGUGAGAAAGUACAGGAUCUCCUGCUGUUGGAUGUGGCUCCCCUGUCCCUGGGGCUGGAGACAGCAGGUGGGGUGAUGACUACACUGAUCCAGAGGAACGCCACUAUUCCCACCAAGCAGACCCAGACCUUCACCACUUACUCCGACAACCAGCCUGGGGUCCUGAUCCAGGUAUAUGAGGGUGAGAGGGCCAUGACUAGGGACAACAACCUGCUGGGGCGCUUUGAACUCAGUGGCAUCCCUCCUGCCCCACGUGGAGUCCCUCAGAUCGAAGUGACCUUUGACAUUGAUGCUAAUGGCAUCCUGAGUGUGAUGGCCACUGACAGGAGCACAGGCAAGGCCAACAAGAUCACCAUCACCAAUGACAAGGGCCGACUAAGCAAGGAGGAGGUGGAGAGGAUGGUUCUUGAAGCUGAGCAGUACAAGGCUGAAGAUGAGGCCCAGAGGGAUAGGGUGGCUGCCAAAAACUCCCUGGAGGCCUAUGUCUUCCAUGUGAAGGGAUCUUUGCAAGAGGAAAGCAUUAGGGACAAGAUUCCUGAAGAGGACAGGCGCAAAGUGGAAGACAAGUGCCAGGAAGUCCUUGCCUGGCUGGAGCACAACCAGUUGGCAGAGAAGGAGGAGUAUGAGCAUCAGAAGAGGGAGCUGGAGCAAAUCUGUCGCCCCAUCUUCUCCAGGUUCUAUGGGGGGCCUGGUGUCCCUGGGGGCAGCAGUUGUGGAUCUGAAGCCCGGCAGGGAAGCCCCAGUACCGGUCCCAUCAUUGAGGAGGUUGAUUGAAUGGCCCCUCAACAUAAGUCACCUGUGACUUGUAGAAGCUGGGCUUGUGGGCCUUCUAGACUGUCUUCUAUGAUCCUGCCCUGUAACUUCAGGGAUGGGAGGCUGGGAGUCUUUUCCCCAAAGCUGGAGUUUUCCUCUCAGUAUGUUUUAUAACUGAGGUCUUUGUCAUUUGACUUCUUUUUCCUUUAGUCCUCUUCUCCCUCUUUAAACAAGAAGUCAUUAAUUUAUUUAUAUUUGUGUGGCACUUUAAUAUUGCUUUCACGUACGUUUUGUGUAUUUUGUUACUUGCACAUAAGGAUUUUGCUAUGUGAAGUAUGGUUAUAGAUCUAAAUAAAA
Messenger RNA from Propithecus coquereli (Coquerel's sifaka), 2367 nucleotides. RefSeq names its product heat shock 70kDa protein 6 (HSP70B') (gene HSPA6). Gene Ontology annotation, cellular component: cytoplasm; vesicle; blood microparticle. Gene Ontology annotation, molecular function: ATP hydrolysis activity; ATP-dependent protein folding chaperone; misfolded protein binding. The transcript has a single exon. Gene Ontology annotation, biological process: cellular response to unfolded protein; protein refolding. NCBI's taxonomy places the organism in Eukaryota, Metazoa, Chordata, Mammalia, Primates, Indriidae. The record is from RefSeq and is a predicted model, not a curated record. Bases 100 to 2031 code for a protein of 643 amino acids.